Molecule: messenger RNA, 2045 nt
Organism: Python bivittatus (Burmese python)
Lineage: Eukaryota; Metazoa; Chordata; Lepidosauria; Squamata; Pythonidae
Product: vesicle-trafficking protein SEC22b
Biological process (GO): endoplasmic reticulum to Golgi vesicle-mediated transport; retrograde vesicle-mediated transport, Golgi to endoplasmic reticulum
Cellular component (GO): membrane
Molecular function (GO): SNAP receptor activity
Source: RefSeq, a predicted model, not a curated record
CCGGAAUUUGGUCUUGCAGCUUCCGGCCAGCUCAGUCUAAUUAGUCUUGGGUGGGCAGGAUUCUGAAUCUGUAGGCAUUGGUCGUCCAAGCUAAGAUGGUGCUUCUAACGAUGAUUGCGCGGGUGGCUGAUGGGCUUCCUUUAGCGGCUUCUAUGCAAGAGGAUGAACAGUCGGGUCGAGACCUGCAGCAGUACCAGAGCCAAGCCAAGCAAUUGUUUCGGAAACUCAAUGAGCAGUCUCCUACCAGAUGCACAUUAGAAGCUGGAGCAAUGACUUUUCAUUACAUUAUUGAGAAAGGAGUUUGUUAUCUGAUAUUAUGUGAAGCUGCUUUCCCCAAAAAAAUGGCUUUUGCAUACCUGGAAGAUUUGCACUCAGAAUUUGAUGAGCAACAUGGAAAAAAGGUGCCAACGGUGUCCAGACCCUAUUCUUUCAUUGAGUUUGAUACUUACAUCCAGAAAACCAAGAAGCUGUAUAUAGAUAGCCGUGCAAGAAGAAAUCUUGGCUCCAUUAAUACAGAGUUACAGGAUGUACAAAGAAUCAUGGUAGCCAACAUUGAAGAAGUCUUACAACGAGGCGAAACUCUUUCAGCAUUGGAUUCCAAGGCAAACAAUCUGUCCAGUUUGUCCAAGAAAUACCGCCAGGAUGCAAAAUAUCUGAACAUGCGUUCCACCUAUGCCAAGCUCGCUGCUGUUGCUGUGUUUUUUAUUAUGCUGAUUGUCUAUGUGCGGUUCUGGUGGCUGUAAGAGAUGAAUAGGCCCCAAAGAGGGAUAUUUAAUAAUAGCAAGCAUAUCAUCGUUAUGUAGCCAAGAUCACAGGAUGUUCAUUAGAAUCUGCCUAGAGAUGUCCUUAUAAUGAGAAUUGCUGCUAUUUCCAAAUGUCAGAGCUUGCUGAGAUUCCUCUGUAGCAGUUAUAUGCUUGGAAGACAAGACAUUUCUCCAGCUUACAGAUUGGAGUAACCUAAUUUGAUCUAUCUAUUGUUAUUCAGCACUGGUGAUAAUUGACAUAUCCUAAAAUAAGUGCAGCCCUGGUAGUUAGGGGUUUCUAAUGGACAUUCUAGAGUGUGAGCCUUAUUAAUUGAAGAGAAAUUCCUGUUUCAAGGCUGACGUGUGUGUACAUAACACACACUGAUUUUUUAGUUUGUCCAGUCAAUACUGAUUUUAUAUUAUCAAAACUCUUGACUCAUUACCUGUUAAUUUAGUAACUGCAUAAAAAUAUUGCUUCAUCUGGCUUCUGUGACUGAUAAGUGAAAUGGGGAAAUAAUUUGAGUUCACUUCACUGUAAAUAUUUGAGCAUCAUGCUAAACUAUAGUUCAGUGUGUUAUGACUGAGCUACAGCAGCAAGUGUUAGACGUACUUCUGAACACCUGGGGAAAUACUUCAUCUUUCACUUCUGAUUUAAUUGUGGAUUGUCAUAUCAUCUGGACCAAAUUAGGUUUAAUUUUAACUAUAGCUAAUUUGAAGUCAUCCAGUUUCAAAAGCAGAAGCUUUUGGCCAAUUCCUCAUGACUAGGCAAGGGAAUGGAAAAGAGGAGGGUCCUCAGGACCAAGAUUCACUAAGGCUUGUUUACCCUGUGGCUUAGUGGCUUGUUUACCCUGUGGCUUAGAUGUGGCCUUUCUCUGUUUAUUUUACAUUGAGUUGCUAAGUGCCCUCACAAAUGUUACAGUCUGUAAGAUCAUCUGGAUAUCCCUCCUUGCAAAAGAACAUUGGAAGAGCAGGCUUCUUCCUGAGAACUUGAAUAUAUAUUUUGAAAAAUUAACCCCUCUGUUUCCUAGAACUUUGAUUCUAAAUUCUGUAUCACAAACGAUAAAUUGCCAUGGAGCAGAAUCUGUAGUGAAAUUACCCUCCACAAGGUAUGCAUAUCUAUUUUGGGAAUUGCCCAGUUGCAAGCAAAUUCAGUUCCAUGAGUCCAGUUAUGUCAUAGAAAUUCUGCAAAAUAAACGGAAUAGCUUCUCAGUUCUGACAAGGCCAAAGAACUUUAAGCUCUAAGGUUAAAGACUGUUGCCAUCCACAUGUCAGCAUUGAAAUAAAUGUACUAAGUAAAUCUUG